This is a messenger RNA of Pectinophora gossypiella (pink bollworm), 2944 nucleotides long. RefSeq names its product probable chitinase 2 (gene Cht2). Gene Ontology annotation, molecular function: chitinase activity; chitin binding. The record is from RefSeq and is a predicted model, not a curated record. Bases 127 to 1659 code for a protein of 510 amino acids. Gene Ontology annotation, biological process: carbohydrate metabolic process; chitin catabolic process. NCBI's taxonomy places the organism in Eukaryota, Metazoa, Arthropoda, Insecta, Lepidoptera, Gelechiidae. Gene Ontology annotation, cellular component: extracellular region. The transcript has 10 exons.
ACGAGAAAUGCCGCUACGGCGCGCGGACGUGUUCUAAAUUCAAACUUUUAUCUUUUAAAUUUUCGUUUUUUUAAAUUCCUGUGACGAAGACAUUAUUGUGAACAGCCAGUUGGAUGAAAAUACAAAAUGGUGGAAUUUAAAAGUGGUUUUAGUUUGUUUGUUGUGUUAGUUUUGGCCAUGGCGUCGGUUUUGGACGGACAGACCUUGGGUGGUCCAAUGCACGGCAAGGCAGUCGUCUGCUACGUGGCGACGUGGGCGGUAUACCGACCAGCGCCCGGCAGCUACUCCCUCGAAGAUAUUGAACCCUCACUGUGCACUCACCUGGUGUACUCCUUCGCUGGACUGGACGAGACCAGCGGCGCGAUAAAGAGCCUUGAUCCAUGGCAAGACUUGGAGAAGGAUUACGGCAAAGCGGGCUACAAACGGCUCGUGGCGCUGAAGCAGCGUUACCCGCACCUCAAGGUGACCAUCGCAAUCGGCGGCUGGAACCAGGGCUCGCUGCGAUACUCGCUGAUGGCAGAGACUGCUGAGGGCCGAGCCAAGUUCAUCAAGAGCGUCAUGCUAUUCUUGGAAACGUACAAGUUCGAUGGGCUGGACUUGGAUUGGGAGUACCCCGCCCGCAGGGACGGUAGACCGCAGGACAAAGCCAACUUCGUCUCGCUGGUGAAGGAACUGAACGAAGCCUUCGAGCCGCACGGUUACAUCCUCACGGCCGCUCUUGGAGCUGGUAAGGAGACCAUGGAAGCUGCUUAUGAGCUGGCCAAGCUGAGCCGAUACCUGACCCUCAUCCACAUGAUGUGUUACGACUACCACGGCACCUGGGACGGGGUGGUGGGGGCCAACGCCCCGCUAAGAGGCUUGGACGAGAAUGAUGAGCUCAGUGUGGAGUUUACAGUGAAGUACAUGCUAUCGCACGGCGUGAGUCCCUACAAGCUGGUGUUGGGGCUACCGAUGUACGGGAGGAACUUCAUCCUUCAGGACCCGGAGACCAGAGACGUGGUCUUCGGACGGACGCCCGUCAAGAGUGUCGGGUUCAAAGGACCUUAUACCAGGGAGGCUGGGUUUAUGGGGUACAAUGAGAUCUGCAUGGAGCUCACCAAUAAGACGUCGGACUGGCAACAAUACUGGCACGAGCAGUCAUCGACCCCCUACCUGCGCGACGGCGAACGGGUCAUCUGCUACGACAACGCACGGUCUAUUGCUGCUAAAGUCAAGUUGGCAGUAGACUACGGUCUAGGCGGUCUGAUGGUAUGGAGCAUAGACACGGACGACUUCAAGGGCACCUGCGGGCCGGAGACGGAUGUGUACGUGGACUUCGUGGAGCGUUACAACAAGAUGGUGGACGAUCCUGUGCUGGUGAAGGCAUUGGAGACCCUAAGGUUACCUGAUGCUAACCGCGUCACUAAACGCUCCUUCUAUACCACCGCGAACGGAAAACUCCACCUGCGGCUACCAGAGCCAGAAUUUUCCAACUACAAUCUGAUGAGGACCAUAAACGAAGCCACAAUGCUUGCCAUGGAGGAGAAGCGUAUCACAGAUGAAAUGGAACAGAUCAUUAAGACAAAUGUUAUAGAUGAUUUCGAUAAACCAACCAAAAGUGCACCAGCAUUGGCUAGCAGCAUGGUGGUGUUGUUAUGUGCGCUAGUCAGUGUGUUUUAAGACAUUUGUUAUUAUUUUUAUUGUGGAAUUGAACGGGAAAAAGUAAGAAUUUUACGCUGCACUUUGAUUUGUAGUAUCAAUUUGAACGGUCGCUUUCGUCAAUCCAUAGCAAUAUGUCAAUUUUUGAUCGAUGAAUCUAAUAAAACUAAGCUAUAGAUCCAAGAACUAUCAAUGGUGCUAAUUCCUGUAGACACCAUCUAAUUUUAUUUUAAGUUAUAUCGGUCAUUUUCUUAUCUGCCGAAAAGGAAUGGAAGGGGUAAUCGACAAGCAUAAAAUUUAUGGAACACACGUCAAUUUUAAGCACAAAACCCUAUAAAAAGUUUGCAUUGGCUAAUAAUCCGACAUAAUUAAGUUGACAGCACACGUCAAACGGUUUGUAUAACAGCGAGUUACCUUUUUGAUUUGCCCGGGUUAUUCAUUAAUUUACUCAUUCUUCCUAAAAUUAAUCAAAGCUGUUUGUUGUGUGUAAAUCAUCUGUCCCUUUCAUUUUCGGCGGAUAAGAAAAUGGCAGGUAUAAUUUAAAGUAAAAUUAGGUGUCUGCAGGAAUUGGGGCCAAUUUAUUGUGGUCUGAAAUAACGUUACAAUGUUUCCGCCCCAUACUGGGCGCCAAUAGUUUAUUUGGCGACGAAGAAUAAUCUUUUAUUAGGUACAUAUUUAUCAUUUUAAUGACAUUUAUGUAAGUACCUAUUUAAAAGAUAAUCUUGAAAACUAUUUAAACGCUUACGUUCUAUUAAUUUAAGCAUAGUUUUUUAUUUUAAUAAUAGUAGGUAGGUAUAAUUUUUGACAAAUUACUAUUUUAUGUGUACCUACUACAUACACGUCUUACAAUGGAAAUCUUUGAUAGUCAUCUUUACUAAACGUAAUGGUUACAUUCUUUUUGGUCGUCAUAUUGUGACUCACGCUAAAGAAGAAACGUUGAAAAGGUAAUAAUGUAGUGUAUGAAUCUGGGGGCACCGGAGUGCCCACGCCAAGACAAGCAAAGCGAAGGGCGUAGGUAAUUAUGAUUUAUAUAUUGUAUCUAGGCCUAAAAUCAGCACCAAAUUCUGAAUAGAUAUACAUCUACUAAUAUAAGAUUGAUUAAGUACCGUACGUACGUAGGUAUUUUAAAUUAACAUGCACUUAUUAUAGUUUUUGUGCUGUGAUGAUUAAUACCUAGAAAUACUCAAUUAAUUAGUAAGUUUUGGAAUUCUUUAUUUAAUUUAAAUAUCUCUUCAAAAACUUCACUUUAGUCUAAGAACAAAUUGUUAACAAAACUGGCAGUCGCUUUAAUAUCGACAUCGACAUA